Molecule: messenger RNA, 831 nt
Organism: Dipodomys spectabilis (banner-tailed kangaroo rat)
Lineage: Eukaryota; Metazoa; Chordata; Mammalia; Rodentia; Heteromyidae
Product: keratin, type II cytoskeletal 2 oral-like
Exons: 3
Biological process (GO): keratinization; intermediate filament organization
Cellular component (GO): keratin filament
Molecular function (GO): structural constituent of skin epidermis
Source: RefSeq, a predicted model, not a curated record
AUGAGCAGACAAGCUUGCAAGAAAUCCUUCAGUGGUGGGAGCCAAGGCUUCUCUGGCCGCUCAGCCAUGGUCUCCAGCAGCAGCAGCAGCAGCGGUGGUGGUGGCAGGAUGAGCUGCGUGGCCCGCUCCAAGGGAGCCAGUGGAGGGGCCUGUGGGCUCCAGAGUGGAGCAGGUGGCUUUAGAAGUCGCAGCCUCUACAACCUGGGUGGAAACAAGAGCAUCUCCAUGAGUGUGGCGGCUGGUGGCUCCCAGGCUGGCGGCUUUGGUGGAGGGCAUAGUAGCUGCGGUAGUGGUUUUGGAGGUGGCUAUAGAGGUGGUUUUGGCAGUGGCAGAGGAAUGGGAGGAGGCUUUGGGGGAGCUGGUGGCUUUGGGGGGUCUGAUGGCUUUGCUGCUGUUUGUCCCCCUGGGGGAAUCCAGGAAGUGACAGUUAACCAGAGCCUCCUGCAGUCCCUCAAUGUGGAGAUUGACCCCCAGAUUGGGCAAGUGAAGGCUCAGGAGCGGGAACAGAUCAAAACCCUCAACAACAAGUUUGCUUCUUUCAUUGAUAAGGUGCGCUUCCUGGAACAGCAAAACAAGGUUCUGGAGACGAAGUGGGAACUGCUCCAGCAGCAGGCCACCCGAUCUGGCUCGGGGCCCAAGAAUUUGGAGCCUUUCUUUGAGUCCUACAUCAGCUUUCUGCACAAGCGGUUGGAUUCACUUCUAGGGGAGAGGGAAAACCUGGAGGGAGAAGCGAAGAACAUGCAGGACCUGAUGGAAGACUUCAAGAAGAAGUAUGAAGAUGAGGUAAACAAGCACACAGCAGCCGAGAAUGAGUUUGUGGGGCUCAAGAAG